UGGGGACACUGGCCGGGAGACCCAGAGGAAGGACACCCGUGCUGCGACUGUGGCGUGUGAGUCCAAGUUUAAGGUAAGAGUUGGGCUGGGGAGCGACGGAGCCAGCCAGUCCGAUUCAGGAAGUCGAGUUCCUGAUCUCAGGAGCAGAGCUGGGUGCCCUGAAACCUCAGUCAGUGACGCAGGGGGCGCUUUCCUCCAGGACACACGGGUGGCACCCACUGACCCGCAGCGCCGCCUCUCUCCCGGGACCUGGUGGUGGGAGGGAGGUGCUGGAGGAGGGACCCAGACCUCACUCUUGUGCCCAAGUCACUUCAGACAGCACCGGAACAGAUCCAGCGGUCCGCCGGCAGGAAGCCUUCCAGCCGACCCAAAGAGGUCUCUCCACUUCUGUCUGCUCCUGGCCUGCCACAUGGGCUCCUCUGGAGUUUGGGGUGAAGUUCUCAGCUCCAGUUGACACCAGCUACAGGUACUCCUGGUGGCAUUCCCAAACGCGAAGCUGAAAGAAAAAUAAAUACCAAGUGGCUAACACUGUGUUCUGUGAAGCCGAGGGCUUGUUAUAUAACUGGGAACCUCUGGCCCCACGCUAGCCCAGAACCAUGGAGAGAAACAGUUCCUUCUUCAACUCUAUCUGGGAAACCAUCCGGACCAGACACGAAAGAGGCGUCUUCAACACCGUCUGCCUAGCUGUGUUCCUGGGGCUGCCCCUGGUGGUGGUUCUCACCCUCUUCUUCAUUUGUUGCCAUUGCUGCUGUAGCCGGCCACCCAAGAGCAACCAACAGACAGACCAGAACAAGAAGAAAAAGAAAAAGAAGAAGAAGAAGAAGAAAGAUGAAGACCUCUGGAUCUCUGCUCAGCCCAAGCUCCUCCAGAUGGAGAAGAGGCCAUCACUACCUGUCUAGUGAGCAAGGAAGCAGAGUGUCCUCCCCUUGGAGUCAAGCCUCCUUCCAACCACAGAGACCUGAGGAGCCUUUAAAGUGAUGCAUUCACUCCCACAGAUUACUCAACCAAGGGACAAAUUUCAGAGUAAGCAUCCCAGUGGAUGGGAGUGUGUAGACAAUUCUUACACUGUCUUGGCAGCUAUGUGUCCAAUAUCAGAGCUCUCUGGUGUACCCCCAAGCAUGUACUGCAGUUUCUGGUAUACUCUACCACAAAAGCACAGAAAACAUGUAUACAUGUGUGUUAGAUGGCAUUCAACUUUGUAUGUAUCAUAUGUAUGCACAUUUGGACAACAGGUACAUGGGACGGGAUAUCCUAUUUAUCACGUGGCCAUGUAAUAUGCAUUUUGCUCAAAUAUACAUGCUUGUAGAAAUGUCUUAUGGGAAGACAUAUCCAGAUUUAGGUUCAUAUGCACAAUUAAGUAGCCAUGAUGCAAGGCCCUAUGCACUGUCUAUAUGUCAUUCAGGUCAGAGAUGGGUGCUUCCUAUUCCUAUACUUACAUAGUAUUUUACUGGAAAUAUAUUUGGACAUUCUCAGAACCUGGUACAGUCCUCACUUCAGUAUAUAUUGAUACAGACAUAGCUAGUGGUUUCUAUAUGCUUCUGACCUUUUGCCUGUACCUAAAAGUUUAAAGUAUGGCUCCAAAUACACUCAAAGCUCUUUGCUUGCAAUUCACGACAAGGUCCUCAUUACCUCUGACAGAUGUUUAAUGUGGCCCAAGACCUCUCGGAGACAUUACCCCAUAACUACUCAGCAAGGUGCCCUUUUCUAAGCAGUGAUGAACAGCUCUUGGCAGUGACUAUGAGAAAGCUAUGGAAACCCACAUAGUCACUUCACUGGACUGCAGAUGUGUACCCAUGAGCUGUAUAGAGAGAUAGAAAGGGUAAGGAGAUGCCCCGCAUGAACUAGUUCUAAUCCAUGUGACCAAGGGCUUUCAGAAAGAAAACAAGUAAGAUCAUCCCGAGUCCAGUCUCAUAAACACACACACACACAAGACACACCAGAAACAAUCCUCCAUGUUUGUAGCACUGCAUGAUGCGUUGCAGGUGGGAGGUAGAAGCCAUAGUUUAGAUGAAAGAUAAAACUAUAAAGAUAUCUCUUGCUAUUUAUGUUGAUGCUCAGGAAAAUAUCUUGUACACAGUAGGUACUCAUAACUGUGGGUGGCUAUACAGUGAUGCUAAGGAUAAACUUGUAAUACCUCAUGAUUCCCCCUGAGUGACCUACUCUUUUAAGAGACCCCAUUAACUGCUACAGAAAGUGAGACAAAGCAUUGAGACAGGGGUUGUACUGACAUAUGUGCACUGUGGCACCUGAGGCCAUGCCAUAUUCUGAGUGGAGGAGAGCCUUUCCUUCCCAGCCAAAGGCUAAGAAAACAAAUUGCAUGGUGUUUUUGGUUGUGUUACAAAGGCAGAGAAUUCCCAGCUUGGCAGUGACUAUACUCCAAUAUCUCAUUUGCACAUCUACUGGAGAGCCCUAUAGAUAUUGUCCCCACAGAGACCAUUGUAGACAGUGGGAAAUCACUGUCUUAAUUAAUGACUUAGCCAAAUUAUGACAUUACAGUAGCAAGGAAAAAAAUUCCCGAAAUUGAUGAGCCUGUACGAAUGGAAAGUUGUACUCUGCUUGUUCAGUUGGGCUGCCUGGUACUCAUGGCUCUACUCCCAGUGUGCACCAGGCCCUUGGAAGGUAGCUACCUAGUGGUCGCUCUCACAACUGGGUCUUCUAACAGGCAGCGCAGUCACAUUCAUUUGCUCACCCUACGCAACCUCAAUGUCACUAGGCACUCAGGCCUUCCACCCACAGGCCUCUUUGACCAAAACAAAGCUUCCUGAUUCUCUGCUGGUUGUGGAAUACAUGGCUGUCCUCCACAUGUCACAGAAUGAUCAGUCUUCUCUUCUCUGCCAAUUGCUACCCACCAGAUGCCCUUCCCACUUCUCUCAGUCACCUUAAGACAGAAGACUUGAGGGUAGAAGUGAAGACACAGCAGAGAUGGGAUGUCAGAUAUGGUCUACAAGGAUAGAUCACCAGGAUUAGGGACCAUACAAAUUACAAGGUUUCUGUGACAACUGGCUAUCAGUUUGAAUUAAGACAGCAGUCAGUUGUCACUGAUUGCAUAACAAAGCCUCUAUCUCAGGCACAGUGUACCUACUGCUUUCUAACCAAGUAGACUUGCACCAGUUCCUGUCACGAGACAUCCAGAAAGGCAAUUAAUUCCCAGUUCCUUCUAUAUCCUGGAAUCCAGGAAUCCCAACCCUGAUUGGAUCUCAGCUUCCUGUCACAGACUCUCUGAUAGUCUUUGCAGAAGGUGCAGGGACCAUUAUAUGAUAGGCCCUCCCAUAGAUACUGGGGAGCAGAAGACCAAAGUAGUGUUUGGUGUCCUGUCUCCCUGCCUCACUCUUCCGAUUCUUCUCGUAUUGCUUCUUCUCCUGGCAUCAUGCCAGGUCGUUCCUUUAUGACUUGACACUUUUUGCCCCUCAGUUGCCACGGAUACAGUUUCAGAGUAGGAUGCUUGGGACCUGUGCCUACCUGAUCCAUCUGGGGAGGGUAAGUUAAUGGAGAACAUAAGAGGCUCCAGGGGACUGGAGGAAUGGCUCACCAGUUAAGAGCACUAUUGCUUUUGUAGAAGACCCAGGUACCAGGCAUGCAUGUGGUACACAUGUAUACAUGUAGGCACACCACUCAUACACAUAAAAUAAAUCUUUUUCAAAAAUGUAAAAAGAGGAUCCAUAAAGAAGAGAUCUUCUCAACUGGCAUGGGCUUGGGUAUGGGGGUCAUCCCCACCCACACUGGACUUCUGGCCUGCCUUGGUCAUACUCAGAAACAGUCGGAGGGGUCUUUAUCCAUUGUUCUUUGGACUUUUUUGAUUUCUUGGGAGGAGGAAAAAGAAGAGGAAAAUGUAAAGAAAAGCCAGUCACUUUUUUUGAGAAGAAUAUAUAAAUGAUCAAAGCUGUAAAGUAUUUGACAGUGUUUUGUUUUCUAUAACAUUCAAAUACAUAUAAAAGUUUAUUUAAAUAAAUAUUUUGAAAACAAAA
Messenger RNA from Grammomys surdaster, 3965 nucleotides. Its product is annotated as KIAA0040 ortholog. Lineage: Eukaryota; Metazoa; Chordata; Mammalia; Rodentia; Muridae. The coding region runs from base 597 to 899 and encodes 100 amino acids. The record is from RefSeq and is a predicted model, not a curated record. The transcript has 3 exons.